Messenger RNA from Spodoptera litura, 1639 nucleotides. RefSeq lists its product as uncharacterized. NCBI's taxonomy places the organism in Eukaryota, Metazoa, Arthropoda, Insecta, Lepidoptera, Noctuidae. The record is from RefSeq and is a predicted model, not a curated record.
AACAAUUUGAUUCCUGAUGUUUUUGUGACUUGUAUGAGUUUACUUACAAGAUUUUUUUUAGUUUUCGAUAGUUUUGGUUUUGUACAAAAUGAUAUUUUAUCUUGUGUUGUGUCAUAUUUUGUUAAUUCCAAUAGUUGACAGCAGCAAUACAACAGUUGCUAAACUGGAGCCAACUAAUAAAACUGUAACUGAAUCUGAAUCUCAAAAGGUGAAUCAAUCCAAUGCAACGAAAGAAACUUUGCUAACUGAAGGCGGAGCUGUGUUACCCGGGGUCGGGGCAUCUAUUCUGGCUUUACCUAAAGAAAAACUUACCAGCUUAGAUAGCGAGUUGGGCAAAACUAAAGUUAAACCAGUUGUUGCAAGGAAGGGGGUUGUUUACAUAGAAGAUGAUGGUGAGAAACAGAAUAAAACAUCAACUAGCAAUGAAAUCCCUGUUGUAGCUCCAAAAAUAUUAGAAAAGACUGUUGAUGUCAAGAAUGAAACAGUAGCAACAAAUCAUUCAAUGGAAUCUAAGGUUAAUACUUCUCAGUAUGAUAAUAUUGUGAAAGGUGUGAAUAAAACUGAGAUUCCUAAGAAACCAUUACUGUUAUCUUAUGACACUCUAGCGAACAUGACUGUUAAGUCAUCUCCAGGUACAUUGAUAACUAAUCAAAUCCAAUCUCCCAAUAAAGAUAUAAAAAUCUACACUAAGAGUGCUAAUAGUCAUCCUGGGAUGAUAAUGCCUAUUGUAAUUACCAUUUUGCUAGUUCCAAUGUUUGCAGUACUUGGUUACAUGGCUUUGCGAAGGGGCCAAGAGGCUUGGAAAAACAGGCAUUAUAAAAGGAUGGACUUUUUACUUGAUGGCAUGUAUAAUGAUUAAUAUUUGUGCUGAAAUCAAUGAAAAACUAAUUUCCUACUAAUUUUCCUACUUAAUGAUAUUGCAAAGAGAUAUUUAUUGUAAGAGAGAUAUUAUAUCUGAUAUUGUGUGAUAAACAAGUGAAAGGCCAGUGGUUUUUUACUAUUUUUAAAAUGAACAACUUUUCUUGAAGUUGUUUUUAUAAAUGUUAAAUGUUCUAUGAAAUUGGCAGCAAUUCUAAUUGUUAAAUAUUGUUCUGUUAACUAAAUCAUAUUGUUAUAGAUGUAUUGCAUAGCAUAGCUUAUUUACAUUUGGCUGAUAUGGUGGCCGAGAAAGAGUAUAUUAUAUACAAUUGAAGACUCAAUGUGGAGAUGACAAUAAUUAAAAAGGUGGUGCUCGAAAUGUGCCUUACAUUAUAUUAAUAUUAGAAAUCAAACAUGAACAAUUCUUUGUAGUAGCAAGAAAAUUUUCUUAUGUGAAAAAGUCUUCCUUUUAAUGUAAGUUAUUUAUUAGAUUGUUAUUGUGAUAAUUUAUAAUUAUUUAAUAAAUACAUACCUUUGUUGAUUUCAAAUGGUUUGUGCUAACAAGUUUUCAUUGUAGUUACCAAAUAAUGUAUUAUUAAGAUUAUGCAGUCUCAAAUGAUUUCAGAUUAUGCAUAAAUAGUAAUAUUUUUUAUAUUGAAUAUUUUAAUUUCAAUUAUGGAUUCAAUUUAUAUGUUUUGCAUUUGCUAUUAAUUGAUUACUUUUUCGUUCUUUUCUAAUAAAGUUUAAAUUAUAUGUCCCAGCACAUUAGUAAUAUUUUUAG